This is a messenger RNA of Cynocephalus volans (Philippine flying lemur), 4856 nucleotides long. It is a transcript of the gene GLI3, whose product is annotated as GLI family zinc finger 3. The transcript has 15 exons. Gene Ontology annotation, molecular function: DNA-binding transcription factor activity, RNA polymerase II-specific; RNA polymerase II cis-regulatory region sequence-specific DNA binding. The record is from RefSeq and is a predicted model, not a curated record. Gene Ontology annotation, cellular component: nucleus. Lineage: Eukaryota; Metazoa; Chordata; Mammalia; Dermoptera; Cynocephalidae. Gene Ontology annotation, biological process: smoothened signaling pathway; regulation of transcription by RNA polymerase II. Bases 140 to 4849 code for a protein of 1569 amino acids.
CGCGCCCAGCCCGGCCGCCCUCGGUAGCCCGCGCUGCCCGCCGCGCCCGGACGCGGGUCUAUGGGAAGUUCGGCGACUUGACAGCCGCCGCCGCCGCAGGUGUUCCUGGUGAAGAGAGCUGAAGUAAUGAGAAGACGUCAUGGAGGCCCAGUCCCACAGCUCCACGGCCACUGAGAAGAAAAAAGUUGACCAUUCCAUAGUGAAAUGCUCCACGCGGACAGAGGUCAGCGAGAAAGCCGUUGCUUCCAGCACCACCUCCAAUGAGGAUGAGAGUCCUGGGCAGAGCUAUCCCAGAGAGAGAAGAAACGCAGUCGCUAUGCAGCCACAGAGCGUCCAGGGGCUCAGCAGGAUCAGCGAGGAGCCCUCCACCUCCAGUGACGAGAGGGCCUCGCUGAUCAAGAAGGAGGUCCAUGGGUCCUUGCCGCAGCUGGCCGAGCCCUCUGUUCCUUAUCGCGGGACAGUGUUUGCCAUGGACCCCAGGAAUGGCUACAUGGAGCCUCACUACCACCCUCCUCACCUUUUUCCUGCCUUCCACCCUCCUGUACCAAUUGAUGCAAGACAUCAUGAAGGCCGCUACCAUUACGACCCGUCUCCCAUCCCUCCGCUGCAUGUGCCUUCUGCCUUGUCUAGUAGCCCGACAUAUUCAGACCUGCCCUUCAUUCGGAUCUCCCCGCACCGGAACCCUGCUGCAGCAUCCGAGUCUCCCUUCAGCCCUCCGCAUCCCUACAUUAACCCUUACAUGGACUACAUCCGGUCUCUGCACAGCAGCCCGUCCCUCUCCAUGAUCUCAGCAGCCCGGGGUCUGAGCCCUACAGAUGCUCCCCACGCUGGAGUCAGCCCAGCAGAAUACUACCAUCAGAUGGCUCUGUUAACUGGCCAGCGCAGCCCCUAUGCAGACAUCCUCCCCUCGGCUGCCACCGCCGGUGCUGGGGCCAUCCACAUGGAAUAUCUUCAUGCCAUGGACAGCACCAGAUUUCCCAGCCCCAGGCUGUCAGCCAGGCCGAGCCGAAAACGUACACUGUCCAUAUCACCACUGUCCGAUCAUAGCUUUGACCUUCAGACCAUGAUAAGGACGUCUCCCAACUCCUUGGUCACAAUUCUCAAUAAUUCCCGUAGCAGCUCUUCAGCAAGUGGCUCCUAUGGCCACUUAUCUGCAAGUGCAAUCAGCCCUGCCUUGAGCUUCACCUACCCUUCUGCGCCCGUCUCCCUCCACAUGCAUCAACAGAUCUUAAGCCGCCAGCAAAGCUUAGGCUCUGCCUUUGGACAUAGCCCUCCACUCAUCCACCCUGCCCCAACUUUUCCAACACAGAGGCCUAUUCCAGGGAUCCCUGCAGUUCUGAACCCCGUCCAGGUCAGCUCCGGCCCUUCUGAGUCCUCACAGAACAAGCCCACAAGUGAGUCUGCGGUGAGCAGCACGGGCGACCCGAUGCACAACAAGAGGUCCAAGAUCAAACCUGACGAAGACCUGCCCAGCCCAGGGGCCCGGGGGCAGCAGGAGCAGCCGGAAGGAACAACCCUAGUCAAGGAGGAAGGGGACAAAGACGAAAGCAAACAGGAGCCCGAAGUCGUCUAUGAGACCAACUGCCACUGGGAAGGCUGCACCAGGGAGUUCGACACCCAGGAGCAGCUUGUGCACCAUAUAAAUAACGACCACAUUCAUGGAGAGAAGAAGGAGUUUGUGUGCCGGUGGCUCGAUUGCUCGAGAGAGCAGAAGCCCUUCAAGGCGCAGUACAUGCUGGUGGUGCACAUGAGACGACACACGGGCGAGAAGCCUCACAAAUGCACUUUUGAAGGUUGCACAAAGGCCUACUCGAGACUAGAAAACUUGAAAACGCACUUGAGAUCUCACACUGGAGAGAAACCGUACGUCUGUGAGCACGAAGGUUGCAAUAAAGCUUUCUCAAACGCCUCCGAUCGUGCCAAGCACCAAAACAGAACACAUUCCAAUGAGAAACCAUAUGUGUGCAAAAUCCCAGGCUGCACCAAGCGUUACACAGACCCGAGCUCCCUCCGGAAACACGUGAAGACGGUGCAUGGCCCAGAGGCUCACGUCACCAAGAAGCAGCGUGGGGACAUCCAUCCUCGGCCCCCACCCCCUCGAGAUUCUGGCAGCCACUCACAGUCCAGGUCCCCCGGCCGGCCGACUCAGGGAGCCCUCGGUGAGCAGAAGGACCUCAGCAACAUUACCUCAAAGCGGGAAGAAUGCCUCCAGGUGAAAGCGGUCAAGGCCGAGAAGCCCAUGACAUCUCAGCCAAGCCCUGGUGGUCAGUCUUCAUGCAGCAGCCAACAAUCCCCCAUCAACAACUAUCCCAACAGUGGGCUCGAGCUUCCUCUGACUGAUAGAGGUAGCGUAGGAGACCUCAGUGCCGUCGAUGAAACCCCGAUUAUGGACUCAACCAUUUCCACUGCAACCACAGCUCUCGCCUUGCAAGCUAGGAGGAACCCAGCAGGGACCAAAUGGAUGGAGCAUGUGAAAUUAGAAAGGCUAAAACAAGUAAAUGGAAUGCUCCCACGACUGAACCCUGUUCUACCCCACAAAGCCCCUGCAGUCUCUCCUGUCAUAGGAAAUGGCACACAGUCCGGUAGCAGCUGCAGUCUGGCCGGGCCAGGGACGCUCCUCCCGAGCAGAAGCGACCUCUUGGGCGUGGACCUCACCGUGCUGAGCCUGCUGGGCAGGAGGGACAGCAGCACCAGCAGCAUCAGCUCGGCCUACCUGAGCAGCCGCCGCUCGUCGGGCAUCUCGCCCUGCUUCUCCAGCCGCAGGUCCAGCGAGGCCUCUCAGGCUGAGGGCCGGCCGCAGAACGUGAGCGUGGCCGACUCCUACGACCCCAUCUCCACCGACGCCUCCCGCAGGUCCAGCGAGGCCAGCCAGGGCGACGGCCUGCCCGGCCUGCUGAGCCUAACACCCGCGCAGCAGUACCGCCUCAAGGCCAAGUACGCGGCGGCCACCGGCGGGCCACCGCCCACGCCGCUGCCCCAGAUGGAGCGCAUGAGCCUGCGGACCCGGCUGGCGCUCCUCGGGGACUCCAGGGAGGCGGGGGUCGCGCUGCCGCCCGUCCACCCUCCACGAAGAGGCAGCGACGGGGGCGCCCACGGCUACGGCCGGCGCCCCCUGCUGCCCUCCGACGCGCUGGGGAGCGGCGUGCGCAGGGCGAGCGACCCCGUGCGCACAGGCCCGGAGCUGCCCUCUGUGCCCCGGGUGCAGCGCUUCAGCAGCCUCAGCCCUCCGGUGUUGCCUGCGUCCGCGGACAAGCGGAACCUGGUGCUGCAGAACUACACGCGGCCCCCCGAGGGCGGCCAGUCCCGUCACUUCCACGCGUCCCCCUGCCCCCCCAGCAUCACCGAGAAUGUCACCCUGGAGUCCCUGUCCGUGGGCGCCGAUGCCAGCUUGAGCGAUGAGGAUUUCUUGCCAGAUGACGUGGUGCAGUAUCUAAACUCCCAGAACCAAGCAGCGUAUGAGCAGCACUUCCAGAGCGUCGCCGACGACAGUAAAGUGGCCCACGGGCCCGGGGACUUCGGCCCUCCCGGGCUCCCGGCCAGCCACGCCAGCCAGCAGUACCGUGCCCUGGAGCAGCCCUCGGCCGACGGCGGCAAGCCUGACCUGCCCAUUCAGUGGAACGAAGUCAGCUCCGGGAGCGCCGAGCUGUCCUCCGCCAAGCUGAAGUGUGGCCCGCGCUCCAGCGCGCAGCAGGCCCGGGCCUUCGGUCUGUACGGCAGCGGGGUCCACCUGCAGCACCCGCUGCGGAGCGGCGCCGGCCCUGCGGGGGGAUACCAGCCCCUUGGGGAGAACGGCAGCUCCUACGGUGGUCCCGAGCCCUUGGUGACCCACAGCGGCAGCUCAGCUGGCACCAGUGGAAAUGCCUUCCACGAGCAGCCCUACAAGGCCCCGCAGUAUGAGAACUGUCUCAGCAGGCAGCCGGCGGCCCCCAGCGCGCUGGGUGGUACCUGCGCGGCCAGCAUUCAAGGAUCAAAGCUGAAGAGCGCUGCUGUGCACGGGAGUGGGGGGCCACUGGAUUUUGGCCUGGCAGCGGCCCCAACCGAGUCAGCUGGCAGCGCAGUGAACGGCAUGCAGACCCAAGACCUGGCGGGACAGGGCUACCUGGCUCUCCAGCUGCUCGGCGGUAGCCAGCAGCAGCAGGGGGUGGGCCGGCCCGGGCAGCAGGUGCUGGGCCAGGUCAGCACGGCCCCGCAUGGAGGUGUCUACCCGGGGCCAGAGAGCUGCCUGCCGGGGGCUCACAGCAGCCAGCUGUCGAACCUGGCAGCUGUCAGGGGCUACCAGCCGUGUGCCAGCUUUGGGGGCGGCAGGCGCCAGGGUGUGGCGAGGGGACAGCUCAGUGACACAAGCGAGACCUGCAGGGUGAAUGGCAUCAAGCUGGAGAUGCAAGGGCAGACCUCGCAGCUCUGUUCCAAUGUGCAGAACUACUCUGGUCAGUUCUAUGACCAGACCGUGGGCUUCGGUCAGCAAGACACGAAAGUGGGGCCAUUCUCCAUUUCAGAAGCCAGCUGCCUGCUGCAGGGGACCAGCGCCGAAAACGCUGAGUUACUUUCCCCAGGUGCUAACCAGGUGACGAGCACGGUGGAUGGCCUCGACAGCCAUGACCUGGAAGGGGUGCAGAUCGAUUUCGAUGCCAUCAUAGACGACGGGGACCACGCCAGCCUGGUGUCAGGGGCCUUCAGCCCCAGCAUCACUCAGAACUUUUCCCACAGCUCCUCCCGCCUCACCACCCCGCGCGUGGCCCUCCCAUUCCCCGCACUGUCCCUGAACACCACCAACAUGGCCAUCGGGGACAUGAGUUCUUUGCUAACCUCCCUGGCGGAAGAAAGCAAAUUCCUUGCAGUUAUGCAGUAAGCAUUAG